This is a messenger RNA of Ricinus communis (castor bean), 1520 nucleotides long. RefSeq names its product shikimate kinase, chloroplastic. Lineage: Eukaryota; Viridiplantae; Streptophyta; Magnoliopsida; Malpighiales; Euphorbiaceae. Gene Ontology annotation, molecular function: shikimate kinase activity. Bases 337 to 1254 code for a protein of 305 amino acids. The transcript is spliced from 11 exons. The record is from RefSeq and is a predicted model, not a curated record. Gene Ontology annotation, cellular component: chloroplast.
UGCUUUCAGUAGCUGUAUGUACGCUUCUGUUUCUCCCACCAGAACCCAACCGCCGCUCUUAUAAAUGAAAGCAACUAAUAAAAGUUGAGCAAGACAUAUAUAAGGACUCUUCUUCAAUUUCAUUGCUUCUAAAUUGAUUCAUUCUUUUUCUUUUGUUGCUAAUAAUCUUUGUUGUUGCUGAUAAAGAUUCUGCCUUUUGGCUUCUCCCUGAGAGAUCACGAUCUGGGUAUCAAAGAUUUUUCUCUACGAACCGAUAAAUUUGUUAAGAAGGAUUUGGUAAUCUUUGGUUGAGCUAUUGUGAAAAAUCAGUUUUCCCUUUUCAUUUUUGUUUAUAAAAUGGAGGCCAAAUUGCUAAAAGGAAUGCAGUUGUCAACAACAUGGGUUGAUCUAGACAAUCUUGCAAGGAGAAAUUCAGCAUGUUCGUUGUCGUUUUCCAGGAAAUCGAAGGAAAAGCAGAGGUUGCAUGUCGUGGUUUCGACUCAAUUUAGGCCUACAAGUAAUAAAUAUCGGCAUGCAUCCAUUUCGUCGGAGGUUUCAUGUUCUUACAAGAAUUCUCCAGUUUCAGUUUUGGAAUCUGGAAGUCUUCAUGCUUCUUCUGAUGAAUCUCUGAUUUUGAAGAAUAAAUCACAAGUGGUUGAGCCCUAUUUAAGUGGACGCUGUAUAUAUCUUGUUGGAAUGAUGGGCUCUGGAAAAACUACUGUCGGCAAGGUUCUCUCACAAGUGCUUGGAUAUUCAUUCUGUGACUGUGACUCGUUGAUAGAGCAGGAUGUGGAUGGAACUUCAGUAGCUGAAAUCUUUAAGCUUUAUGGAGAGGGCUUCUUCAGAAUGAAAGAGACUGAGGUCUUAAAGAACCUCUCAAUGAUGCAUCAAAUUGUUGUGUCUACUGGUGGAGGUGCAGUCAUACGGCCGAUUAACUGGGAAUACAUGCAAAAGGGCAUUAGUGUCUGGUUAGAUGUGCCUUUGGAAGCUUUGGCCCAGAGGAUUGCAGCCGUGGGAACUGAUUCUCGCCCCCUUUUACAUCAUGAAUCAGGUGAUGCAUACACAAAGGCUCUUAGGCGCUUGUCUACUCUACUUGAAGAGAGAGAAGACUUUUAUGCAAAUGCAAAUGCUAGAGUUUCUUUGGAAAGUAUUGCAACCAAACUAGGAUAUAGAGAUAUAUCCAGUAUCUCACCAACUACAAUUGCGAUCGAGGCUCUAGAACAAAUUGAGAAUUUCUUAGAGAAAGAGGAAGGCAUAUCCUGGAACAGAAUAUAGCAUUACAAGACACUGAUUCUGAUGGUUUGUGAUUUCAUCUAUUAGGCCUGUAGUUCAUGCCAUGUUUCUUUUUUAAUUAGCGAAACAUGGCAUGUGGCUUGUAUUUUAUUAGUAAUAGUGAAAUAUGUGGGGGUAGACAUAAUCUGUGAGAUCCUUGUUGUAUAAUGCUGAAAAUGUAAUUGUAUAUGCAGUGAGGCAACACAUUGAUCUGUAUUUUGCUGCUUGAGUUACUAAUGCUACGGUGCUCACUAGGCGAUGUUUAUGCA